This is a messenger RNA of Austrofundulus limnaeus, 3132 nucleotides long. RefSeq names its product zinc finger protein 598 (gene znf598). Gene Ontology annotation, molecular function: ubiquitin protein ligase activity; ribosome binding. Gene Ontology annotation, biological process: rescue of stalled cytosolic ribosome; protein ubiquitination. The record is from RefSeq and is a predicted model, not a curated record. NCBI's taxonomy places the organism in Eukaryota, Metazoa, Chordata, Actinopteri, Cyprinodontiformes, Rivulidae.
GAAGCAGCAUGAGCUCUUCUGUUGUAAGCUCUGCUUGAAACAUCUGAAGAUCUUUUCUCAUGAGCGGAAGUGGUACAAUCGUAAGGAGCUGGCACGUCACAGAGCGCACGGAGACCCUGACGACACCAGUCAUAGAGGACAUCCGCUCUGCAAGUUCUGCGACGAUCGUUACCUCGAUAACGACGAGCUGCUGAAGCACUUGCGCAGGGACCACUACUUCUGUCAUUUCUGUGAUGCAGAUGGAUCUCAGGAAUAUUAUAGUGAUUAUAAAUAUCUGAGCGAGCACUUUAGAGAGAGUCACUAUCUGUGCGAGGAGGGUCGCUGCGCCACCGAACAGUUCACGCACGCUUUCAGGACCGAGAUCGACUACAAGGCCCACAAAGCUGCAGCACACAGCAAGAACCGAGCGGAGGCUCGACAGAACCGCCAGAUCGACCUGCAGUUUACSUACGCUCCGAGACAACAGAGGAGAAAUGAAGGUCAGGUGUCAGGCGAGGACUACGAGGAGAUGCGCCACAAUCGAGGAGGACGUGGAAGGCCACAGAUGGGACAGAAGAGCUGGAGRUAUUCUCGUGAAAGGGAGGAGGAGGACAGGCAGAUGGAAGCUGCUUUGAGGGCUUCCAUGGCGAUGCGGAGACAAGCGGAGAGAGCUGCUGUGCAGGAGAGGAACACUCCCAAACACUGCAGAGAGGAAAGGAUGGAGAGAGUGGAAGCAGAGGAGCCCAAACCUCUGACAAAACAUCUCAAAACAACUACCAAGCCCCCAGUGAAAACGAUGAAGAGCACCAAUCCAGGAGAUGAGGAUGACUUCCCUGUUUUAGGAGCCACAGCAGGAGCAGCCAGUGUAAAGCCAGCUCCGGUGGGCCCCCCAGCAGCUCAGGCAGCGCUGAAGGAAGACGACUUCCCCAGCCUCUCAAGCGCUGCAGUUUCAGCCCCGAUGACCCCAGCGUACUCCGGACAGACGAAGAAGACCUCAUCAUUUCAAGAGGAAGAUUUCCCCGCGCUCGUCUCUAAAGUGCGACCUUUCAAACCUGCAGCAGGUACCAACUUGGCGUGGUCCAGCCAUACUGCUGCCCCUAAAACAAACACUCAUCAGCCCCCUCCCACCAGAGCACCCCCUCCCGUCUCCUCUGCAUCCUCCGGCCCUCAGCUCCUCUCAUCCUCAAACUCAUCCACUUCACGCAGGAAAAAGAAAGUCGGGGAGAAUGGAAAAGCAGCACCUCAUCAUUCUCCUCCUCUCUCUGACGAUGAGAGCGGAGGAAUGACGCAGCAGGAGUUCCGCUCGGUGCCCACCAUGUUGGAUAUCUCCUCUCUGCUCACUGUUAAAGGAGGAAACAGCAAACCGUCCACUGGGACCUCCACUUUUUCCAAUCCAACCCCCAACACGGAUCAGCCCACGUCUAAGUCCAACAAAAAGAAAAAGCAGAAAAGCACGACUGCUUCCUCUGCUUCUGUGUCCACGAUGUCCGGGGGGACAGCAACUGAAGACACGAGGUCAGUAGAAACGACGGCGCAGAAGGAGAACAGACCGGAGAAGACUCGGAACAAACCAACCUCUAACGCUGCUCCAGUGCCUGUUGUGAACGGAGUGGCCAAGGGCAGGGCUGAUACUCCUCCCGCUGUUUGUAGAGAUCMACCAGUGGUGACCCCCUCCCCCUGCACAGAGCCCGCUCCCGAACCGGAGGAAGAGUUCCCUGCUCUCAUAGCAAAGAAACCACCUCCAGGUUUCAAGAGCUCUUUCCCAGUAAAGGCCUCAGCAGCCAGCACACCUGCUGCUAUGUCCAAACCUCCACCUCCACCUGGCCUGGGGAUCUCYGCCCCCAAGCCGCCCCCAGGCUUCACAGGAAUCCCCCUGAACAGCAAUGUGGUGGAGCCUGUGGUCAAUCAGCCCCCCAAGGGGCUUAGCAACGAGUACCUAGUACCAGAUGACUUCCAACAGAGAAACCUGGAGCUGAUCCAGUCCAUUAAAAAGUUCCUCAACAAUGACGAGUCAAAGUUCAACCAGUUCAAAAACUAUUCUGCUCAGUUCAGACAGAGUUUGGUACCAGCAGCCCAGUACCACCGCAGCUGUAAGGACCUGCUGGGAGACAACUUCAGCUGCAUCUUCAACGAGCUGCUGGUGCUCUUACCGGACACGGGGAAGCAGCAGGAGCUCCUGGCUGCCCACGGAGACUGCAAGGCUCUGGAGAAGCAGUCGGGCGCUGGGGGAGGGAAGAAGAACAAGAACGCCUGGCAGACGCCCACCACGUCGGCCAACACGGCAGCUGAGCUGGACUGUCAGGUGUGCCCCACCUGCAGACAGGUGCUGGCCCCCAAAGACUUCAGCUCCCACAAGACCUUGCACAUCGGUGAAAAUGAGGAGUUCCCUUCCUUGCAGUCGAUUAGCCGCAUCAUCAGCUAGCCCCCGUCACGUUGCUCAGUUUGCCGUCGUGUGGGGGGUAAAGUUUCUGUUGCUUUGCAGCAGCCAGUGUGGGAAAACGGCAGCCUGUCUCCUGUUUGACCACGCCCCUGAAGGGCCUGAGGCCCCACUCUCAUAACGACAGCUGCUUUUCUCUUUGAUGAGGAUUACGUUGUUGGGUUUGUGUGGACGAGUUUCCUGAUCAGACAAGAGAACGCUAAACAUUUCUACUCGCAUCCUGUGAGGAUGUCUCCAUCGGGCACUCACAGUUAGAGCGUCAUAUCUGAACUCUGAAUUUAUUGAAAGCAGAGAUUUUAUUGCUGCCUAACACAAAAACUAAAAAGAUGACAUUCUUUUUUUGCAUUUUUGAUUUCACGUAAACAGAGAAUGACUUGUUUCUGUAACAUUCGACUUGAUCAAUAUGCAUGGUGGCGGUGCUGCUCUGUGAAAUAACUUUAAGAUGUUCUGUUUAAAUAAUUAGCAUCAUAUUUAUUGAAGUGUAUGCUUGUUUAAUUGCGAAGUUUUUGUUGCUCUAAGUAGAGGAAGACCUAAUAGAUUGUUGGUAAGAAAGCUGCAAACCAAGAUUGAGUAAAUUUCUGUUCUUAAUAUGGGAUCUUUUUGUACGCGUUAAACCGUUCGCCACUGAGUUCGGCAUAUCUGUUGAUAAAUUGGCUCAUCUGGGCUGUUGUGUUGCACAAAGUUUCAAAUGGAAAAUAAACUAAACGACAAAUCAG